AUGACCGCCGAUGUUCACAACGCGGCUUCUCGCGUCCUCUCUGCAGAGCCCACGCGCGACCCUAGCUACAACGAUUUCUCCUUCACGCCCUUCCUCCGCAAGAGCUUCGGCUUCGGCCUCGCCAGCGAUGUCCCCGUCUGCAAGGCCUACGGCGAAGGCCACUGCCCAUUAGGCCCUGCUUGCCCAGACCGACAUCCUACUCCUUCCCGAGUCACCACAUCUACAACCACCGCCUCAGGGAUGGCACCAUCCACCACACAUGGCUCGCUCGUCUGCAAGCAUUUCCUCAAGGGCCUCUGCAAGAAGGGGCUGAAGUGCGAGUAUCUGCACGAAUACAACCUGCGACGCAUGCCCGAAUGCCAAUCCUUCUCCCGGUCCGGAUACUGCCCCAACGGCGAUGACUGUCUCUAUCAACACGUUCGCGAAGAGGCCCGAUUGCCACCAUGUGAGCACUACGAUCGGGGAUUCUGUGAACUGGGCCCUCUCUGCGCCAAGCGACACGUUCGCCGAAAGCUCUGCCUGUUCUACCUUGCCGGCUUCUGCCCCGACGGCAAAAGCUGCACGAAUGCACACCCUCGAUGGACGGAGAAUCUCCCGCGGCCAACCAUGCGGACAGAAAAGACCGAGGAAGAGCUGGAGCAUGAGCGUGCUCUGAUCCGCGAAGAACAAGAGCGUGAGAAGGAACGAGAGCGCGAGUGGCGGAGUGAACGUGGCCGGGGAGGUGGUUUCAUGCGAGGCCGUUAUCGCGGCCGAGGGAGGGGUUAG
Molecule: messenger RNA, 765 nt
Organism: Penicillium daleae
Lineage: Eukaryota; Fungi; Ascomycota; Eurotiomycetes; Eurotiales; Aspergillaceae
Gene: yth1
Product: cleavage polyadenylation factor RNA-binding subunit YTH1
Exons: 1
Coding region: 1-765 (254 amino acids)
Molecular function (GO): metal ion binding; RNA binding
Source: RefSeq, a predicted model, not a curated record